GACAUUGCUUUGACGUCUUUCCUUCUUUUGUCCUCUCCCAUGUCCUGUGACCGUAUUGACGAUGAUUCCUGUGCUUACCCUGUUUACACCUAUGUCUAAUUGACAGUAGCCAAUUUUCUUUCUUGUCUUUGUAGGCUACGGCUUGCUUGUCCACUCGUUUGUUAUAUUCUGCUACCUCAACUGUAGCCGAUUAGAGUCAGAGUCCUAUCGUUGAUACACAGCCACUGCUCUUCCUGUGUAGAAACCAGAACCAACAUGGCAGAGCACCCGACGUUGCCAACCCAUGGACAUUGCCGUGGGCUUGGUCAAACCAACGGAAUCGAAGAAGCAAACAAACAAUUCUUCAAUAGUGCUGGAAUCGCAGAACACUACUCCGAACGCCCCGGCGCGUUAGAGUGCGCACGGAGGUUGGUAGCUGCGAUGCUCAAGCUGUAUCAUUUCGCCGAGGAGGAAACAACGGUUAUGGAUUUUGCUUGUGGAACUGGUCUUAUAUCCAGGGAACUCGCACCACAUGCCAAGUCCAUCGUGGGCGUCGAUAUCAGCCAGAAUAUGGUUGAUAUGUAUAAUCUCAGCGUUUACAAUCAGGGCAUCUCUCCUGACGAGAUGAGGGCCGUGUGCAUACCAGCGAUAAAGGAGGAUGAAGAGCAUCUGAAGGGGAUGACCUUUGACGUUAUUGUGUGCGCAAAUGCUUACCAUCACUUCGCGUCGAUCGACAGUGUCACCAAGUCCUUAGUUUCGUACCUUAAACAGGGGGCCUCGCUCCUGGUCGCAGAUUUAAUCAAGAGUCAGUCAUCUGAAGAGAUCUUUCCUUCUAACGCCCACCACAUCGUGCCCCACACGGGUGGCUUCACUGCUGAAGAAGUUCGGAAUGCCUUCGAAGGUGCCGGACUUCAUAAUUUCAGCUUCACGAAAGCAACGAACGCAAUGCCUAGACACGCGACGGAGUCGGUGACCUUCUUCGUUGCCCGGGGAGACAAAUGAAAGGAGAG
Molecule: messenger RNA, 989 nt
Organism: Pisolithus orientalis
Lineage: Eukaryota; Fungi; Basidiomycota; Agaricomycetes; Boletales; Pisolithaceae
Product: S-adenosyl-L-methionine-dependent methyltransferase
Exons: 3
Coding region: 256-981 (241 amino acids)
Source: RefSeq, a predicted model, not a curated record